AGCAGGCAGAGGCGCUUGGAGGGACCUCACUGGCCCAGGACAAGCCUUCCUGCCAGGAGGGGCGGGUGGAGGCCCAGUACCAGGCAGCCUCUGCUCCGCAGCUCCGAGGGGGUGGGGAGCCGGAGCCCAGGCGACCGGGUCAGUAGCCCUUUUGUGUAAGUGCCUGGCAGGGAUGACUCGGGGCUGUUCCCGCCCUCCCGGGUCCUCCCCUCAGGCCUUGUCCGAGGAAGGGGACACGCACCCUCUGCGGGGGCUCUCUGUCCCCAGGCGCAGCGGAGAUGGCUAGUCCCUCGGGCUCCCCUCCGCCCAGCUGCCUUCCCUCCCUCCUCCUCCUCCUCCUCCUCCUCCAGCUGUCUUGCAGCCACGCAGGACAGUUCAGGGUCAUAGGGCCCGGCCACCCCAUUCGGGCGCUGGUGGGCGACGAAGCAGAGCUUCCGUGCCGCAUACACCCCGGGAAGAACGCCACCGGCAUGGAGGUGGGCUGGUACCGGCCCCCCUUCUCCAGGGUGGUCCACCUCUACCGCAACGGCCGGGACCAGGACGCGGAGCAGGCGCCCGAGUACCGCGGGCGCACGGAGCUGCUGCGGGACCGCAUGGCCGAGGGCAGGGUGACCCUCAGGGUCCACAACGUCAGGUUCUCAGACGAAGGAGGCUUCACCUGCUUCUUCCGGGACCACUCCUACCAGGAGGAGGCUGCGAUGGAGCUCAAAGUGGAAGAUCCCUUCUACUGGAUCAACCCCGGGGUGCUGGUCCUGAUGGCCGUCCUGCCCGUGCUCCUCCUGCAGAUCGCGCUGGGCCUCGUCUACCUCUGCCUGCAGCGCAGACUGAGAGGAAAACUUCGGGCAGAGAUAGAGAAUCUCCACCGGACCUUCGACCCGCACUUCCUGAGGGUGCCCUGCUGGAAGAUCACCCUGUUCACGCUGGUGCCGGUGCUCGGACCCCUGCUUGCCCUGGUCAUCUGCUACAACUGGCUGCAUCGGAGACUGGCAGGGCAAUUUCUUGAAGAGCUAAGAAACCCCUUCUGAGCCUGGCUGGUUCACGGACAGACUGGCCCUCGACGUGCAGAACCCCCCACAUUGCACACUCACUGGCCUCCUCUUGGCACGGACCUUCCAAUCUGCAUUUGCAGGAAUGCUGGGAGUUCUCAAAGGGAUUGCAUCUCCUUCCGUCACUGGCCUUCUCUGUCCCCAUCUCUUGCUGCCUUCAUCUCUCCUGCCCUGUUGUCCAUCUGGAAGCCCCUCUGGUCACAGCCAGGUGGCACUCCUCUCCCCGAUGACACCUGAGCUGACAGUGACAUGGCAGCAGGCUCUCGGCCGCGGACUGUGACCAGGGCACCCCUGCUGCACAGUCCAGCGUGCUAACCUCGAAAACGCUGGUUGUUUCUGCCCAAGGUGCCAGUCCUGAGGGGCAGGGCUGAGGGAAGGGGCAGGGAGAGUCCAAACCAUCAGAGCCGAGUGAGCUGCAGGGAGACCCUGGGGAGCCUGGAUGUGGCCCGAAGCCUGCGGAGGAGGCCACACGCCGGUCCCCACGCUCGCCCAGCCCCCUCCUCCUCCAGCCCUGCCCUCCUGUCCAUCAGAACCUCCACUGUUUUCUGCAACCAUUACUAUUUGAUGGUGUAUCAGACACAAAGAAACAAGCCAGGUGCUAAGUAAUAAUAAUACAAGUUUCCGUGAACCAC
Molecule: messenger RNA, 1678 nt
Organism: Suricata suricatta (meerkat)
Lineage: Eukaryota; Metazoa; Chordata; Mammalia; Carnivora; Herpestidae
Gene: MOG
Product: myelin oligodendrocyte glycoprotein
Exons: 8
Coding region: 279-1025 (248 amino acids)
Biological process (GO): regulation of cytokine production; T cell receptor signaling pathway
Cellular component (GO): external side of plasma membrane
Molecular function (GO): signaling receptor binding
Source: RefSeq, a predicted model, not a curated record